Messenger RNA from Sphaeroforma arctica JP610, 186 nucleotides. RefSeq lists its product as hypothetical. The annotation marks the transcript as partial. Gene Ontology annotation, biological process: regulation of ARF protein signal transduction. NCBI's taxonomy places the organism in Eukaryota, Ichthyosporea, Ichthyophonida. Gene Ontology annotation, molecular function: guanyl-nucleotide exchange factor activity. The record is from RefSeq and is a predicted model, not a curated record. The transcript has a single exon.
GUUACCGGGCGAGGCCCAAAUCAUCUUCCGUAUUAUGGAGGCCUUUGCGAAGGAGUACUUAGCCAAUAAUCCCGAGACAAGCGCUGAUGAAGAUGCAACGUUUGUGCUGGCGUACGCGAUCAUUAUGUUGAACGUUGACCAACACAACCCUCGUAUCAAGAAUCGAAUGUCUGUGGAUGAUUUCAG